Blumeria graminis f. sp. triticale is the source of this 468-nucleotide messenger RNA. The record is from the annotation of a GenBank genome assembly. NCBI's taxonomy places the organism in Eukaryota, Fungi, Ascomycota, Leotiomycetes, Helotiales, Erysiphaceae.
AUGAAUCCUCACCAAAAGAGUAAGAUCGAUGUGAGCAAACUAUCUCCCGACGAGCAACGUCUUUUCCGCCUCUAUGGCAAAAUUCCAUCCAAAGUCAACCACCUGGCCAAGAUCAUGAAAGAUCGAAAAUACUUCGACUCGGGAGACUAUGCUCUCUCCAAAGCCGGAAAGGCUGACUCUGUUGACACUGGCAGCGUUGGGUCUCAACAUCCUGUUCCGGAAAAUAUUCCGCAUCUCUCCUCUCCCAGUAUCGGGAGCGGGGGCCAGAUCGGCAGCUCCAGCAUCCACCACAUAACAGGUACUUCAGGCCUGCAAUGCAGUAGUCCGAUCAAGGAGAGCAGCAACUUAAACCGAGAAAUGAACUUUGAUCAGGCAGAAGACACGGAGACUAAAGAGGCAACUCCAGCAAAAGAUGAAAAUACCCCACUACCAGUUCCAUCAGUUGAGAGCCUUCCUAGCCAAGGCUAG